Messenger RNA from Ruditapes philippinarum (Manila clam), 3465 nucleotides. RefSeq names its product neuronal acetylcholine receptor subunit beta-3-like. The record is from RefSeq and is a predicted model, not a curated record. Gene Ontology annotation, cellular component: postsynaptic membrane; neuron projection; synapse. NCBI's taxonomy places the organism in Eukaryota, Metazoa, Mollusca, Bivalvia, Venerida, Veneridae. Bases 201 to 1733 code for a protein of 510 amino acids. Gene Ontology annotation, biological process: regulation of membrane potential; signal transduction; monoatomic ion transmembrane transport. The transcript has 7 exons. Gene Ontology annotation, molecular function: acetylcholine-gated monoatomic cation-selective channel activity; transmembrane signaling receptor activity.
AUAUAUUUGUAACCAAUCAGCCGCAAGGAAUUUUGCAUGUUGACGUUUCGUUAUCAUGCAUUUACCGCCUGUAUAUAAAAUACAGAAAGCGUUACACAGGUACUUUCAUUAUUGAAUUAUCAGUCUGUCUUUAUCGGAGAUAUUAUACAGUCACAUGUAGUUAAGCCGUCGUUUUAUUUGACUAAUUUCAUAACGGCAUCAUGGAUUUAAAACAUUUUCUUAUGGUGAAAAUAUUAUUUGUGUUUAAUGAAUUAUAUGCUUGCGACGGAAAACUGAAUGAAAGUACAUUGUUAAGAAAGGAAGGAUAUCUUGAGACAUCAAUGGAAAAGAAGCUUAUACGAACAUUACUCGAAGAAUAUGAGGCUCGCGGGAAAAUGGGACGUCCGAUAGUAGAACAAAAUGAUACUUUAACCGUCUACUACGGUCUUAGCUUAAUUCAAAUUCUUGACCUAGAUGAACGUAAUCAAGUUCUGGCAACUAAUGUAUGGGCAUCUUAUGCAUGGAAAGAUAUUUACAUGAGUUGGGAUCCUGAACUGUACGCAAACAUUACAAAAGUAAGAGUUCCGUCUGACAGAGUUUGGACGCCAGAUAUAAAACUAUAUAACUAUGCAGAUAUAAGACUAGAAGAGAAACGAGAGACACUAGUUGUAGUUCAACAUGACGGUAGUAUACAAUGGAUUCCACAGGCCAUUUAUAAAAGUUCGUGUUCAAUUAAUAUUCAAUACUUUCCAUUUGACGUCCAAACGUGUAAAAUGAAAUUCGGCUCCUGGACAUAUGAUGGCAGUAAAAUUAUGCUUGAACUAUUAUAUGACGUGAAAGAGGGAUUUGACUUUACCGAGUAUAUACCAAACAACGAAUGGAAAGUUGCCUCAUCAUCUGCUAAGAAAAGUGUGAUAUGGUACACGUGUUGUCCUGGAGAGCCGUUUGUAGACAUAACAUUUUAUUUACAGAUCCGGCGCCAGCCUGCCUUUUACAACUAUAUUCUUAUUUUGCCUUGUAUCCUGUUAUCGUCUCUCACUCUAGUUUUGUUCUGGCUACCUCCUGAGUCUCCAGCAAAAAUGCAAUUAGGUAUGAAUAUAUUUGUGGCGUUUUUCGUGUUGCUUCUGCUACUAGCCGAGUCUACACCUCCAUCAGCGUCUUCUAUUCCCCUUAUAGGAGCGUAUUACUGCUUGAAUAUGGUUUUAAUCACAUUAUCGGCGUUUCUGUCAGUGAUUGUGGUCAAUUUGUAUUUCCAUGGGGCCAAACGGGAUGUCCCCUUUGUUGUUAAAAAGAUUGUUAUUGAUGGUUUAGCACGGCUGUUCUGCAUGCGUGGAGAAUUUGUCAAAUUAGAGAAUGCCGGUCGAGAAAUUGGAAGUAAAAGAUAUAAUGUUGUUCCUACACAACUAAACAAAGACAUCGCUUCACACAUGAAUGAUAAUCAUGUGCCAUACACCGAUGUCGCCGACGAGGAAAUUCUUAUCAGGACGCUUUCGGAUGGCCAAACAGACAAGCCGGAAGCAUUGUGGUUGAGAAGCCUUGCGCAUGACAUUCGUGACAUCCGGUCACAGUGUGAAUAUCUAGUUGACAAGCAAACGAAACUCGAUAAACUUGAGAAAACAAUUAAAGAGUGGAGACUGGUUGCUGUUGUACUUGACAGACUGUUCUUUGUCAUUUAUCUUAUCAUAAUGAUUGUGUCCAUUUCGACGGUAUUCGAUUUUGUGCUCUUUGGAAAGGACGGGAACAGCAGCUCAUAGUGCUGGUUUGAGGAACAAUCAGUUCCAACUAUUCUUGUAACACGCCUUAGAGGAGUAAAUGUUAUAUAAAUUUGUACAUGUUUGAAACUGUGCUGAAAUCAUUAAAAGUCGUCCGAUGUGAUAAAUGUAAUUAUGUUAUAGAAAAACUGUAAGAGAAUCGUUGUAAACCAUAUGAUGCUGUAAAAUGAUAGAAUAUUUAUUAUUUAUGUUCUUAGCCUUAGAAUCGUUAAGAUCAACGUCUGUAUGAAAGUUUGUACACUUAACAAUUUAACAUGGAUUAAACUUGAUAGAAGUAAUUAUUUAAAAUGGGCGUAUAUCUUGUCCAGAAUGAAGAAUCCCGACGGCCAGGUUUUGGUAUAGCUAAUAUAUACAUUAUUUAUAAUAUUGAACAGACUCAAUAAUAAUUGUUUAAGGACCACAACUAUUGUCAAAAAGCACUAACAAUAUAAAGUUUGAAAAUCUAAUAUAGAUCAGAUUGAGCGUAUAAAACAAGCAGAUAUGACAAAAAUAAAGAGAUUUUCUCAAUAAACUUUUUAAACCUGUACAAAGUUUAGUCAGAUUUGAGUUAAAAGCGUUAAUUCUUUUUUCAUUUUAGGUUAUUUUGAACAAUGGAAAUUAUUAUUAAACAAGGGCUAUGAUCUGACACUUGUACACACGUUAUUAGUAAAUAUUCACAUCAAAUGCUAUGGAAAAAAGCCGAAACAUGUAUUCAGUCCAGUCAUGUAAAAUACUUCAGUGAAAUCUCUUUGAAAAAUCGUAAAUUAGUUGUUGGUUUAAACAUAUUUAUUUAAGCUCGAUUGCGAAACAAGUUCUUGCAACUUAUAUUAAUCACUUUCGAGUCCGCUUCCUGGAACCAACCAGUACUGGUGUCAUAUGAAGAAGCAUGGUCGUGACCCGAGUAGGGCUCGACCCAUGAUCUCUGGGUUGUGAGGCAGACACCUUAACCACUAGGCCACCACUCCCCUCAAAUUAGUUGUUAAAUAAAGAAUGAAUUUUAUCAUGAUUAUAUAAUAGGGCAUUGAAUAUAACACGAGUUGCUUCCUAUAUUACUGCAAUAUUUGAUAUUCAUAUAAAUAUAUGAUGCUUAUAGAUAGAUAGGCUGUUGAAAUAACAUACAAAGCAAUAUUUGUCUUCCGGUCGCAUUUUAUAUUUUAAUUUCAUGUUUACUUUUAUAUAUUUAGCUUGAGUAUUUCUAUGGUAUAACAUAAUAGAUUUCUCAAUCCUCUUUAACUUCUAUUUGGCUAAGAAGACAAACGUUGUAUUUGAGCUUUUAGAGGCACAAUGUUCUUUUAUUAGCAAUUACAAAUCAUAUCAUUAAUAAAUGGUUGUAAAUAAAAAAAAGAUAUUAUUGUUGUACCUGUAUGUAAAAGUAAUUAUGUCCCUUUCAUCGUAGUAAUACAUCUUAUCACGUGACAAUGUAUAUUUGACGCAUGCCUGUUAUUGAAUUAAAUGAUUUUUGUUUAAAUAUUAAGACUUUAGCUACUUUUUGUAUAGCUUGUCUUUUUAACAUGAAUGUACACACACCUAAAAUUCCUUUUCCAUCUCAUGACAUAAUUGUUACAAAUGUGUAAAAAUAGAUUGCCACACUUUUCAUCAAACAUUGACAAGUGACGUAUUUUUGUAAAUAAACUUUGAUAUGACAUUAAAGAUUCAUGUAGCAAUAUCUUGUGGACUGCUGCUGGGUAGGUAACUAUAUAAAAGGAGCAAAUAUGAAUUAAAGUGUUCACGGUUA